AUGGCUGAGCCGCUGUCGCCGCUGCCGGGACCGAGCGGCCGGGGGCGGCGGCUGCUGCUGCUGCUGCUGCUCCUUCUCCCUUUGUUCCCCCUCGGCCGGGCGGAGCGGGGAGCCGAGGGGCCCGGGGGCUGCGCCCGGCGCGGGGAGCGGGGACCCGGGGAGAGCCGGGAGCAGGAGGGGCCGAGCAGGGGGCUGCGGUGCGCGGGCGGCCGCUGGCGGGGCUUAGUUCUCCUGGGUGGGCUGCGCGGAGCCGGCUCGGCCGCCGGGGGCUUGGCCGAGGGCAGGGGCUGUCGCUGCGGCUGCCCCCUCUCGCGGGCGGGGGGUCGGAGGGGAGCGCUGCCGGGGAAGCCGCGGCGGGGCAGGGGGGGGCCCCGAGCUGGCUCGGGGCCCCCGCUGUGGGGCACGAAGAGGACUCCGCGCCCGGCAGCUGCCCAGGGGGAGCGGGCCGGCGGCUCCCCCUGCUUGUGGAUUAUAAACGCCCAGGCGCUGGCCCCGGAGCCGCCGGGCCUGGCCCGGGAGGGCGCUGGGCAGCCCCGCACCCAGAGCCCCGGCGGCUGGGCAGCGGCGCCGAGCCACGGCCGCAGGACUGGCGGGAAAGGCUGCCCCGAGCCGCCAGGGCACCAAGGCAGGGAGCCGGCUGAGCAGCCAGGGAGCGGGGCGGGUCCGGAGAGCCCAGGCACCUUCGCCUCCCUCCGGACCGACUGCAGCGGGGCCCCGAGCCCCGGGGAGGAGGCGAGCGGACAGCAGCGGGGCCGGGACAAUGGGGCUGGCUCCCUGGACAGUGCGGGCGGCCAGAGGGACAGAGCCUGCCGCGGCUGUGCGAGCCAGAGCCCCCUGCGCCCUGCCACAGGGGCCCCGAGCUCCCCCGGGGGCUGGCUGAGCGCGGCGGGCGCAGGGCACUCCCUGCACGGCGAGUGGCUCUGCGUAGUGUCCAGGCACCAGCCUAGUCCCGGCGCGUACAACCGCACGGAUCCCUGGCAGCUGGAAAUCUGGGAGUCCCUGGCCCCGGGCGCGAGGCCCCGGCACCCGGAGGGGUCCCCGCCGGCCUCGGAGAGCCGCUCCUGGUUUGCAAAGAUGCAGCUGAGGCCGCCACCCUGUCGCCGCGCCCGCUCGCACCUCAGUGAGUGGCUGACCCUGGUGACCUGUCCUCAGCGGUGUGCAGGGAGCCAGCUGCCCGGCCGGCGCGCAGGCGAGCGCUGGGGAGCCAGCCCGGACCAGACUGGGCGCUUGGAGAAGGAUACUCCAGGGCAGGCGCAGGCCAGUGAGUUGGAAGAGGCCGUUUCAGCACCACCGGCGCCCGGGACAGCUCCCAGAGCGACCCGAGGACGCGAUCCAGCCCGCGCUCCGCCCACGCCGCACAGAAAGCAGGAGGAUCCCUCUCUGUUGUUUCACCUGUUUGAUUCCACCAAAGGCUGUUUACAAACUCUUUGCUUUGCCGCGGACUUUGGGAGCCCGUCAGCCCUGGAGCUCUUUGCUCACCUGCCAGUAAAGCCUAGUCGAGCUAUGCAGCUUGAUCUACCACAUUAUCCGCCUGCCAAGCGAAGGAGGAGGCGAGAGAGUGCAUUCCUACCAUUAUUAAGGACUGGCAGGGCAGCCAACCGCCACCCCCACUUCCCUCAGUAUAAUUACCAGGUUCAGGUGGCUGAAAACCAGCCUCCAGGGACUCCUGUGAUAACUAUGGCAGCACAAGACCCCGAUUCAGGGGAGGCUGGGAAGCUAGUCUACUCCAUGGAUGCCCUGAUGAAUAGCAGGUCCAUGGAGCUGUUUAGCAUUGACCCCAAUAAUGGUCUCAUCACCACCACCAAAGCUUUGGAUAGAGAGACUAUGGACCUGCACUAUUUCCGGGUUACUGCUGUGGAUCAUGGGGUCCCCCGCCUUUCUGCUACCACCAUGAUUGCUGUAACUGUUGCUGACCGAAAUGAUCAUGAUCCUGUUUUUGAGCAGAGUGAGUACAGAGAGACUAUUAGGGAAAAUGUAGAAGAAGGCUACCCUAUCUUACAGCUGCGGGCCACGGAUGUGGACUCCCCACACAAUGCAAACAUCAGGUAUCGAUUUGUGAAUGAGCAAGCAGCCCACUCUGUCUUUGAGAUAGAUCCCAGGUCAGGUCUGAUCACCACCAGCGGGCAAGUGGACAGAGAGAAAAUGGAGAAAUAUUCUUUGGUGGUGGAGGCAAACGACCAGGGUAAGGAGCCUGGGUCCAGAUCUGCCACAGUUAAAGUCUAUAUCACAGUUCUGGAUGAGAAUGACAAUUCCCCUCAGUUCAGUGAAAAACGCUACAUCGUCCAGGUGAGAGAGGAUAUAAGACCCCAUACAGAAAUCUUGCGAGUUACUGCCACUGACAUGGACAAAGACAAUAAUGCUUUAGUCCAUUAUAACAUCAUCAGUGGGAACAGCAGGGGCCAGUUCUCCAUUGACAGUGUGACUGGGGAAAUACAGGUGGUGGCGCCUUUGGAUUUUGAAGUUGAACGUGAAUAUGCCCUGAGGAUACGUGCUCAGGAUGCAGGGCGCCCUCCUUUGUCUAACAACACUGGCAUGGCCAGCAUCCAAGUAGUGGACAUUAAUGAUCAUGCCCCAAUCUUUGUCAGCACCCCCUUUCAAAUCUCUGUCCUGGAAAAUGCCCCCCUUGGCCAUUCAGUGAUCCACAUUCAGGCAGUGGAUGCAGAUUAUGGGGAGAACUCUCGUCUGGAAUAUAAACUAACUGGGGUCUCAGCUGACACCCCUUUUGUGGUGAACAGUGCCACUGGGUGGAUCACAGUGAGUGGCCCCUUGGACCGUGAGUCAGUGGAGCACUAUUUCUUUGGAGUAGAGGCUCGGGACCAUGGCUCUCCAUCCUUAUCUGCCUCUGCUAGUGUCACCAUCACUGUCAUGGAUGUGAAUGACAAUCGACCUGAAUUCACCCAAAAGGAGUAUUUCAUCCGGCUAAAUGAGGAUGCUGCUGUGGGGACCAGUGUUCUCAGUGUCACGGCAAUCGACAGGGAUGUGAACAGUGCCAUAAGCUACCAGAUAACUGGGGGGAACACCCGGAACCGCUUCUCUAUCAGUACUCAGGGAGGAGUGGGGCUGAUCACUCUCUCUCUACCCUUGGACUACAAGCAAGAGAGGCGUUAUGUGCUAACAGUGACUGCCUCUGACCGGACACUGCAUGACAACUGUCACAUUCAUAUCAACAUCACUGAUGCCAACACCCAUCGGCCUGUGUUCCAGAGUGCCCACUAUUCAGUGAGUGUCAAUGAGGACCGUCCUGUGGGCAGCACUGUGGUGGUCAUCAGUGCCACCGAUGAUGAUGUGGGGGAAAAUGCCAGGAUCACUUAUUACCUAGAGGACAAUAUUCCUCAGUUUCGUAUUGAUGCAGACUCUGGUGCCAUCACAUUGCAGGCGGAGCUGGACUAUGAAGACCAGGUCACCUACACCUUGGCCAUCACUGCCAAAGAUAAUGGGAUCCCUCAGAAAGCGGACACGACCUAUGUAGAAAUCAUGGUGAAUGAUGUAAAUGACAACGCCCCACAGUUUGUCAGUGCUCACUAUCAAGGCAUUAUAUCGGAGGAUGCCCCUCCAUUCACCAGCGUGCUCCAGAUCUCUGCCACUGACCGCGAUGCCCACACCAAUGGGCGGGUACAAUACACCUUCCAGAAUGGGGAGGAUGGGGAUGGGGAUUUUACCAUAGAGCCCACCUCUGGGAUUAUCCGUACUGUCCGCAGGCUGGACCGAGAGAGCGUCCCAGUCUAUGAGCUGACUGCUUAUGCUGUGGACAGGGGGGUCCCCACGCAAAGAACCCCAGUCAACAUUCAAGUCACUGUUCAAGAUGUGAAUGACAAUGCCCCUGUGUUCCCAGCUGAAGAGUUUGAGGUUUUGGUGAAGGAGAACAGCAUUGUGGGCUCUGUGGUGGCCCAGAUCACAGCCAUUGACCCAGAUGAGGGACCUAAUGCCCAGAUCAUGUAUCAGAUUGUGGAAGGCAACAUCCCUGAGAUCUUCCAGAUGGACAUAUUUUCUGGGGAGCUCACUGCCUUGAUUGACCUGGAUUAUGAGACAAAGCCCGAGUAUGUAAUUGUGGUCCAGGCAACAUCUGCCCCCCUGGUCAGCAGAGCCACAGUCCACAUCAAACUCAUUGACCAGAAUGACAAUAGCCCUGUCCUCAAGAACUUCCAAAUCCUCUUCAACAACUACAUUUCCAACAGGUCCAACACCUUCCCUUCGGGGGUCAUAGGGAAGAUCCCGGCUUAUGACCCAGAUGUGUCCGACAGGCUCUUCUACACUUUUGAACGUGGCAAUGAGCUGCACUUGUUGAUUGUAAAUCAGUCAAGUGGUGAGCUGAGGCUGAGCCGUAAACUGGACAACAAUCGUCCCCUGGUGGCCUCCAUGCUGGUUACGGUCACAGAUGGGAUCCACAGCGUGACAGCCCAGUGCGUCCUGCGUGUCAUCGUCAUCACAGAGGACAUGCUGGCCAACAGCAUCACAGUGCGGCUGGAGAACAUGUGGCAGGAACGCUUCCUCUCGCCGCUGCUCACCAGCUUCCUGGAGGGCGUGGCCACUGUGUUGGCCACACCCAAGGAGGAUGUCUUCAUCUUCAACAUCCAGAACGACACGGAUGUGGGUGGCUCGGUGCUGAAUGUCAGCUUCUCAGCGCUGGCUCCCCGGGGCGGCCACUUCUUCAGCUCAGAGGAGCUUCAGGAGCAGUUGUACAUGAAGCGCAUGACUCUGACCUCCGUCUCCACGCUGGAGGUGCUGCCCUUCGAUGACAACGUCUGCCUGCGGGAGCCAUGCCAGAACUACAUGAAGUGCAUCUCCGUGCUCAAGUUUGACAGCUCGGCCCCCUUCAUCGCCUCCCCAUCCACCCUCUUCCGGCCCAUUCACCCCAUCACAGGCUUGCGCUGCCGCUGCCCCCAGGGCUUCACUGGGGACUACUGUGAAACCGAGAUCAACCUGUGCUACUCCAACCCCUGCCAUAACGGGGGCAUCUGCACCCGCAGGGAGGGUGGCUACACCUGCAUCUGCCGACAGCACUUCACAGGUGACAAGUGCGAGGUGGACAGCCGCUUGGGGCACUGCCUCCCUGGUGUGUGCAGGAAUGGCGGCACCUGCACCAACUCUGCAGAUGGCGGCUUCCAAUGCCAGUGCCCCUCCGGGGGCUUUGAGAAGCCCUACUGCGAAGUCUCCACACGCUCCUUCCCCCCCAAGUCCUUCGUCAUGUUCCGGGGGUUGCGCCAGAGGUUCCACCUCACCCUCUCCCUCUCGUUCGCCACCCUGGAGCGCAGCGGCCUCUUGCUCUACAAUGGGCGCCUGAAUGAGAAGCACGACUUCCUGGCUGUGGAAAUCAUUGAUGGGACGCUUAGUGGGAAGAAGGCCAACAGUGAGAAAGUUGGGAAGAACAUUAAUGUGAAGUGUCGUGCUUUGCAGCCCAAGAUUGGCUCCCUGGGGGUGGUGCAGGGGCCUUCCAAAGACAAGGUGGCCAUCCUGAUGGUGGAUGAAUGCGAUGCAUCAGUGGUGCUGCAGUCGGCAGUGGGAUGGCAACUACUCCUGCGCUGCAGAGGGCACGCAGUCCAGCUCCAAGAAGCCUCUUCUCACAGGUCCCUCGACCUCACAGGGCCCCUGCUCCUCGGAGGGGUCCCCAAUCUGCCUGAAAACUUCCCAGUGGCCCACAGGGACUUUGUGGGGUGCAUGAGAGACCUGUACAUCGACAACAAACGGAUCGACCUGGCUACCUACAUUGCAAACAAUGGGACCUCUGCAGCCAUGCACCAUGCUCACUAUUUCCAUGGCAACAGCAUCCUUUCCUGGGACUUCAAGAAUGAGGUGAAGAUCUCCAUACCAUGGUACAUGGGGCUGGCGUUCCGGACACGCCAGCUGGACGGGGCGCUGCUUCAAGCUCAUGCCGGCCAGUACACCACCAUCCUCUGCCAGCUGGACUCUGGCAUGCUCUCCUUCACGGUGAGUAGAGGCUCUGGGCACACCAUCAAGCUCCUCCUGGACCAGAUGCACCUGAGCGAUGGGAAAUGGCACAACCUCCAGAUGGAGUUACGGGAUGUUCGCAGUGGGCGUGAUGUGCGCUAUAUCAUCACUGUCAGCCUGGACUUUGGACUCUACCAGGACACAGUGAUUGUUGGAAAUGAGCUGCAUGGGCUGAAGGUGAAGCAUCUUCACAUUGGGGGAUCCCAGGGAUACUACGGAGGGGACUGCGUGGACGUGUGCCACUUGAACCCCUGCAAGAAUAAGUCGGUGUGUCGACGGAAGCCAGGCUCUCCCCUUGGCUACGUGUGUGAGUGUGGAGGAAACCACUUUGGCAGUACUGCGAGCACAGGUGAGCCCAAGGGCAGCUCUGCCCUCAGCAGGACUUGGCUCUCUUCCCAGCAACAGUCUCCAGGCCCCUCGCAGGGAUCCUGGGGCUCGGAGAAUGUUGGGUUUAAGGUGGAUCAGCAAUGUCCGAAGGGCUGGUGGGGGAACCCGACCUGUGGGCCCUGUAACUGCAACGUGAACAAGGGCUUUGACCCAGACUGUAAUAAAACCAACGGGCAGUGCCACUGUAAGGAGUUCCAUUACCGUCCCAAAGGGAGUGACACCUGUCUGCCCUGCGACUGCUACCCCACUGGCUCCUCCUCGCGCUCAUGUGACCAGGAAAUGGGUCAAUGCCACUGCAGGCCCGGAGUGAUAGGUCGACAGUGCAACAGCUGUGACAGCCCUUUUGCAGAGGUGACGCCAAGUGGCUGUGAGGUGCUCUAUGACGGCUGUCCUAAAACCCUGAGAGCUGGUGUUUGGUGGCCUCAGACCAAGUUUGGGCUCCCAGCUGCAGUGCCUUGUCCCAAAGGCUCCUUGGGUGCAGCAAUUCGCCACUGCGAUGAAGAGAGAGGUUGGCUGGAGCCCAAUCUCUUCAACUGCACAUCGCCUGCCUUCAAGGAGCUCUCGACACUGCUGGAGGGCCUGGAGAGGAACGAGACGGAGCUGAACACCAUGGAGGCGAAGAAGCUGGCGCACCGGCUGCGCGCAGUGACAGACCAGAUGGAGCGCUACUUCGGCAACGACGUUCACAUCACCUACCGCCUGCUGUCCCGCCUGAUGGAGUUUGAGAACAGGCAGCACGGCUUCGGCCUGACCGCCACCCAGGACGCCCACUUCAACGAGAACCUGCUGAGGGCAGGCAGCUCGGUGCUGGCCCUGGAGAACCAGGAGCACUGGGACGUGCUGCUGCAGAGCGACCAUGGCAGCAUGGGGCUGAUGGAGCAGCUGAGAGAGUACACAGUGCUCAGCAUUGACCGCAUGGAGAACCACACCCACGUCCGGCGACGCUAUCCCCGCUACCACAGCAGCCUUUUCCGGGGGCAGGCCAUGUGGGACCCACACACCCAUGUGGUGCUCCCGCUCUCAGUGCUUACACCCCCCAAAGUGGAAGCAGCCCCCAUGCCCAUGAGCAGGGAAGCGAACGACACAGUGGAGAGCUCUUCCCCAAAGCUGACCCUCCCGGAGCCCGAGCCUGCCGUCACCAUCAUCAUCCUCAUCAUCUACCGCACCUUGGGCGGGCUGCUGCCAGCCCGCUAUCAGGUGGAUCGCCGCAGUCUCAGACUGCCCAAGAACCCCAUCAUGAACUCCCCCAUAGUGAGCGUGUCCGUAUUCAGCAACCACACCUUCAUCCAGGGCACUUUGGACACGCCCCUGGUGCUGGAGUUCCGCCUGCUGGAGACGGCGAACCGGAGCAAGCCCCUCUGUGUCCAGUGGAAUCAUUCCAGCCAGACUGACUCUUCCGGCUUCUGGACAGCAAGGGACUGUGAUCUCGUGUUCAGAAACACCACGCAUGUGCGCUGCCAGUGUUCCCAGUUUGGCACCUUUGGGGUGCUGAUGGAUAGCUCCCACCGAGAGCAGCUGGAGGGUGACCUGGAGACCCUGGCCAUUGUCACCUAUUCCUUGGUGUCUCUUUCUCUUGUGGCCUUGCUGCUGACCUUCUUCUUCCUGACAUGUCUGAAAGGCCUCAAGUCCAACACCAGGGGCAUCCACUCCAACAUAUCUGUCACCCUCUUUUUCUCCGAGCUGCUCUUCCUCUUGGGCAUCAACCGCACUGAAAAUCAGUUCCUCUGCACUGUGAUUGCCAUCCUGCUGCACUACUUCUUCCUCUCCACCUUCGCCUGGCUCUUCGUGCAGGGCCUCCAUAUCUACCGCAUGCAGACCGAAGCCCGCAACAUCAACUUCGGAGCCAUGAGGUUCUAUUAUGCCAUUGGCUGGGGGGUGCCUGCCAUCAUCACCGGACUGGCCGUUGGCUUGGACCCAGAGGGCUAUGGGAACCCAGAUUUCUGCUGGAUUUCUAUCCACGAUAAGCUGGUCUGGAGCUUUGCAGGCCCCAUUACUGUCGUCAUUGUGAUGAACGGGAUGAUGUUCCUACUGGUGGCCAAGAUGUCAUGUUCUCCAGGCCAGAAGGAGACCAAGAAGAAAUCAGUUCUCAUGACGCUGCGAAGCUCCUUUGUUCUGCUUCUAGUUAUUAGCACUACCUGGCUCUUUGGCCUCUUGGCUGUCAACAACAGUGUCCUGGCUUUCCACUACCUCCACACUGUCCUCUGCAGUCUCCAGGGCCUGGCCGUGUUGGUUCUGUUCUGUGUCCUGAAUGAAGAGGUGCAGGAGGCCUGGAAACUGGCCUGCCUUGGCAAGAAGAGUCAGGGCGAGGAGGCAGCUAGAUCUGUGCAGGGCCCCAACGCCUAUAAUAACACGGCCCUGUUUGAGGAGAGCGGCCUCAUUCGCAUCACCCUGGGGGCCUCCACCAUCUCCUCAGUCAGCAGCGUGCGCUCAGCCCGCACCCAUUCCAGCCAGAGGGGCUACCUCAGAGAGAAUGUGAUGGUGCGUCAGGGCUCAGCCCUGGAUCACAGCCUGCUCGGUCACACCGGCCCCACAGACCUCGAUGUGGCCAUGUUUCACCGUGAUGCAGGGGGAGCAGACCAAGACUCUGACUCAGACAGUGACCUUUCCCUGGAUGAGGAGCGCAGCCUUUCCAUCCCGUCGUCGGAGAGUGAGGAGAACGUGCGCCUCCGGGGCCGGUUCCAGCGCCAGUUCAAACGGGCAGCGCACAGUGAGCGGCUCCUCACCAACCCCACCAGCACCACUCCCAAAGAUGUGGAUGGCAAUGACCUGAUGUCCUAUUGGCCAGCACUGGGCGAAUGUGAGGUUCACCCCUGCUCUCUGCAGAAAUGGGGGUCUGAGCGGAAGCUGGGCUUUGACGUCAACAAGGAUGCUGCCAACAACAACCAGCCAGACCUGGCCCUGACCAGCGGGGAUGAGAACUCCCUCACCCAGACCCAGCGCCAGAGAAAAGGGAUUUUGAAGAAUCGCCUCCAGUACCCUCCAGCUCUGCAAGGCUUACCAUCCGUAGGCAGAAUGACCAACGAGCUUUCUUGGUACAAAACAUCCACCCUGGGUCACAGGGCUGUUCCUGCUGCCUCUUAUGGCAGAAUCUACUCUGGUGCAGGCAGCCUCUCUCAGCCAGCUAGCCGGUACUCUUCCCGGGAGCAACUCGACUUGCUGAUGAGAAGGCAGAUGUCCAGAGAACAGCUGAGCAGGAAUGACGCUGGGGAAUACUUGGAAGCUGUACGCAGCAGGCAUGGGUCCAGGGAGGAACUGGACACCGUUCUCAACAGGCCUGGAUCAAGGGAGCAAUUGGACACUAUCCCUAACCACAGCAACUCCUUCUGCUGUGCAGACUUCCUCAAUGCCUUCUGUGCUGUGCCCGUCACCACCUCUCUCUGCUACAUCCCACAGUAUCUCUGA
This is a messenger RNA of Dermochelys coriacea (leatherback sea turtle), 9735 nucleotides long. RefSeq names its product cadherin EGF LAG seven-pass G-type receptor 3 (gene CELSR3). The record is from RefSeq and is a predicted model, not a curated record. Gene Ontology annotation, biological process: G protein-coupled receptor signaling pathway; homophilic cell-cell adhesion; cell surface receptor signaling pathway. Gene Ontology annotation, cellular component: plasma membrane. The coding region runs from base 1 to 9735 and encodes 3244 amino acids. The transcript is spliced from 34 exons. NCBI's taxonomy places the organism in Eukaryota, Metazoa, Chordata, Testudines, Dermochelyidae. Gene Ontology annotation, molecular function: G protein-coupled receptor activity; calcium ion binding.